This is a messenger RNA of Hypanus sabinus (Atlantic stingray), 9007 nucleotides long. RefSeq names its product centrosomal protein 290 (gene cep290). Bases 111 to 7583 code for a protein of 2490 amino acids. Gene Ontology annotation, biological process: camera-type eye development; kidney development. The transcript is spliced from 54 exons. Lineage: Eukaryota; Metazoa; Chordata; Chondrichthyes; Myliobatiformes; Dasyatidae. The record is from RefSeq and is a predicted model, not a curated record.
UUGCCAGCUGCCGCGAAGAGCUUGAGCGGUCGCCUAGCAGCAGCCGGUACCGGGCCCGCUUCCUUCCCCGCGCAGACCCAAGCUCCGGCCCGAGGGAGCUCUCCACCAACAUGGCUCCUAUUCUGGAUUGGGAGAAGUUAAUGAAAGUUGAUCCGGAUUCUUUGCCAAGUCGAGAGAAGCUAGCAGAUAAACUGUUAGACUCUGUAUCUAAGGUUGAAGGAAGUGAAUUGAAAGCAGAAGAGCCUGAGAAGCUGAUUCAACUUUUCUGCAUCACUCAGUCCCUGAUGAAGAUGAAAGCUCAAGAGGUUGAGUUGGCUCUGGAGGAAGUUGAAAAGGCUGGAGAAGAGCAAGCUAAAACAGAAAGUCAGCUGAAAGCAAAAGUUCUUAAGCUUGAAAAUGAACUGGAGAUGGCUCAAGUGACUGCUGGAGGGCGUGAUACCAGAUUCCUGCGAGAAGAACUUCGCCAACUGGAAAACCAGCUACAGUUUAAGGACCGUGAGGUUUCUGAAAUGGAAAAGGAGCUGAACAAGGAAAAGAAACUCGUUGAGCAAGUGGGAAUUCGGAUCAAGGAAAUAGAAAAUGAAAACAACAAGCUAAGAAGAGAGAAUGAUCAACUGCGCCAAGAUGUUGUGGAUUAUCAGAAGCAAAUUGAUUCUCAGCGUGAGACUCUUCUUAGCAGGAGGGGUGAUGAAUCGGACUACAGAACUCAACUCUCCAAAAAGAACAUGGAGCUUGCACAGUACUUAGAUGAAAUUCAGAAUUUGUCUGAAGCCAAUGAAAAGCUGGAAGCAGAGAACAAAGAGAUGCAGAGCAAUCUGAAGGAGUCUGCACAAGAGAUGGAGCAGAUGACUGAUGAAUACAACAGAAUGAAGAUGAUUGUCCAGCAAACUGAUAAGACCAUGGAUCAGUUCAAAAGGGAAAAGGAACAGCUGUUAUUUCAGGUACAAGAGCUUACUGACCGCCUGCAAGCAGUAACAGAAGAGGAGGAUCCUGUAAUGAUGGCAGUAAAUGCAAAAAUUGAGGAGUGGAAGAAAGUGUUGUUUGCCAAGGAUAAUGAAAUCAGAGAAUAUCAGGAGAAGCUGCAAGAUCUCCGAUCUAAACUUGUAUUUGCUGAGUUAGACAGUGACAAGAACAGCGUCAUUAAUCUCCAACAGAUUCUGCAAGAGCGGGACAACCAAAUUAAGGUUCUGUUGGAGCAAAUAGAACAGUACACCAAUGAGAUGAAUACAAAUGCUCAAAUCAUUGGAGAUUUAAAAUUGCAGCUCGAGAAGGAAUCAAGUUUUCCAGCUCUUAAUCAGCAAUCCAGAAUUGGGGCCCUACAGGAGAAGCUACGGGCAACAGAGAAAACAGCCAUUGAGGCAAAACGAAUUGCAGAGAUUGCGGAGGAAGAUGCAAAAGAAAAAGACAAGGAACUGGGGGAGUCACUAAUUCGUUUGAGGGCUUAUGAAUCUGGUAUAUAUGGAUUGGAAAAUGCCGUUGCUGAAAUAAAAGAAUGCAAGAACAAUAUCAGAAUUCGAGAUCGUCAAAUUGAAGCAAUGACCAAAGACAUCAAUAUGCUUGAAUUGAAGAUAAAUGAUCUUUUGGAUGAAAACGAGAGCAUGCGAGAACAGUUGGGCCUUGAAACAAAAGAAUUAAUUGAUUUGACUGAAUUUAAACAAAGGAAGCACUUGAAGCAGCAGCAGUUUCAAGUCGAGAACCAGAUCCUGCUAAAAGAGAUUGAAAGCCUAGAGGAAGAAAGGCUAGUGUUAAAGAGGCAAAUUCGCAAGAUGGCCCAAGAUAAAAGCACACGUAUAAGUUCUAUAGAUGAUUUGGGGUUGUUCGAUCGAUUUACUGAUGGGGAAGCAACAGCUAAAACAUCGUUGGGUAUAUCAGCCUCAGAUUUAAAGAGUAAGAACCAUCAGAUACGCAAACAAUUACUGAAAAAGGAAGGAGAGUACCAGAAUGCAGAAUUUGAGCUUGCCAAACUCAACCGACAAAUGAUGCAGAAUGAAUAUAUUUCCAGAGAGCUGGAAAGAAGAGAGAAGGAAUUGGAACAAAGGAAGACGGAAAAUGCUGAGCUGCAAGCAAAAUUAAAUGAAUUGAGAGAAGAAAAUAAAAAAUUUGAGCAUGGUAUGAAAGAAAUUUUGCAAGCUGUGAAGGAUACACAAGAGGAAUCCAUUUCAAAGGGAGGACAUGAAAUCCUGAGAAUGGAAAGUUUGGAACGACUAGUUGCUGCAAUUGAGGCAAAGAACACAGGGAAGCACGACAGCAAUGUGCACCUGAAAGCUCAGGUGGAUCAGCUGACUGGGAGAAAUGAAGAGCUUCGACAGGAACUUAGAGAGAUUCGUAAGGAGGCUGGCAUAGCUGGCAGUCAGCUGUCAAAAGCCAAUGAAAGGGUUGCACAACUGGAAAAUGAUCUAACACUGUUGCGUCAGUCAGGUGGAUGCAGUGUUCAGUUCCAACCUCUCGCUUUACCAGAUGGAAUGGCAUCGUCAAGUACUGAUAUCAUUAAUGUUCUUAAUGAAUAUUUGGUACAACUUCUACAGGAAAUUUCCAAUAAAGAGGAAGAAGAAAAGAAACUGCGAGGAGCAGCUGAAGAUCACAAACGCAAGUUUGCAGUAAUUCGUCAUCAGCAGGGUCUGCUGUACAAAGAAUAUCAAAGUGAAAGAGAAUCCUGGCAGAAAGACAUGGAGAGAAUUGAAGAGGAAAAGAAAAAGCUUGAGGAUUUAAAGGAACAAGGUCGUGUAAAAAUUGAAGAGUAUGAUCAACUACUGGAAACCCUUCAGAUGGAUCCUGAUGAAAUCAAGAAGAAAAUAGGUGGAAUUACCAGCAAAUUAACUGUUCUGCGGGUGAAUGAAAGUUCUUUGACUCGGCGCUACACGACACUGCUGGAAAUGGAACAGCACCUGAGGAAAGAAAAUAACAAGCUCAAGAAUGAAAUGAUAGCUAUGGAAGUAGCUAUCUGUGAAAGAAUUGGAUACCUGCAGAGAUUCAAGGAAAUGGCUAGUUUUAAAAUUGCUGCUUUGCAGAAAGCUUUGGAUGAGAGUGUGCCCUUAGCUGAUUUGGAGCGAGCUAACAAGCAGUAUAAUGAACUCACAGCUAAGUAUAGGGAUCUGUUGCAGAAGGACAACCUUUUAGUUCAGAAAACUACAAAUCUUGAGCAUUUGGAGAGUGAAAAUGCUGUGUUAAAUGAACAGAUUAAUGCCUUAAAUAAAGAGCUAGAAAUUACUAAGGAAAAGCUGCACACACUGGAGCAAGCCUGGGAACAGAUGGACAAACUAGAUGGUGCUGCUGCCAUGGAUAAAGCGUCUAAAGCAAUUACCAACUCUGAAAUUGUGUCAAUUUCCAAGAAGAUUACCAUGUUGGAAAUGAAGGAACUAAAUGAACGGCAAAGAGCAGAACAUGCUCAGAGGAUGUAUGAGCAUAUACGGAGCACACUAAAACAAGUCGAAGAGCGCAACUCGGAACUGGAAACUAAAUUCUCUGAGGUGACCAAGAUAAACCUGGAGGUUCAGAAAGUUGAGCAGGAUCUGCGGGAUGAGUUGGCAAGCAGCGUAAGCAAAGCAGUGAGUGACAUGGAUAGAAGACGCAUCACAGAGCUGGAGAAAAGUGAAUCCGAAUUAAAAAUUGAAGUGUCCAAGCUGAGAGAUGUUUCUGAUGUAGCCAAAAUGCAGAUUGCAGCUUUGGAAGCCCGUCAGCAGUCCAGGGAGAAGGAGGUUGAGGCCCUCAGAAUGCAGGUGCUGGAUUAUCAGGCACAGUCUGAUGAGAAAGCUCUCAUUGCGACACUGCACCAGCAUGUUGUUGCGCUGCAGGUGAGUGAGGCUGCUGCCGUCAGCAAGCUGGCAGCCUUUGCGAGCAAGCUGCAGAAAAUGGAAGCCUGUAACCUGCGGCUGACGCAGAAACUGGACGAGCGGGAGCAGGCCCUCUACUAUGCACGGAUGGAAGGCAGAAACAAGGCCAUGCAUCUGCGACAGACCAUCCAGUCCUUGCGCAGGCAGUUCAGCGGAGCCUUGCCUCUUGCACAGCAGGAGAAGUUCUCAAGGACCAUGUUACAGUUGCAGAGUGAUAAACUGAAGAUCAUGCAGGAUGUUAAACUAGCCCAGGAGGAAAGGGCAAUGACGGAGGACAAGGCACUGGAAUUGGAACUGAAGUUGAAGGGACUGGAGGAAUUGAUUGGAACACUAAAGGAUGCAAAGGGAGCACAAAAGGUAACGGAAUGGCACAGUAAGAUUGAAGAACUCCGUCUCCAAGACCUCAGAAUGAAUAGGUGUCUAAGUAAGCAAAAGGAAGAAAUAAAAUAUUUAACUAAUAUAAUAUCUGAGCAGGAGCACACCAUCAAUGAUCUGGAGGAAGAGACAGUUCAGCAAAACAAGUUCCAUGAAGAGCGCUUGCUGGCAUGGGAUCACAGAGAGUUAGAAUUACAGCGUCAGCUGGAUAUGUAUGAGCAUCAAAGUAAUGAAGUAUUGAAAGCAGCUCUGAAGUUUGAGGAAGCUACUGGUUCCAUCCCCGACCCCAAUAAGCCACUGCCAGAGCAGCUAAAUGUGGCUUUACAAAAAAUCAGGGAGCAUGUACACACGAUUCUAGAAACCCAAGCAACUUGCAGGACUCUAGAAGAGAAACUUAAAGAGAAGGAAGCAGCACUGUGGAAGGCUGAACAGAAUGUGCUGUCCAGGGAUAAAGUUAUAAAUGAGUUGCGACUGCGCCUGCCUGCCACAGCUGAUCGAGAAAAGAUGAUUGCUGAUCUCAGUGCAAAGACAGAGCAUGAGGAGGAAAGCAGAAAGGCCUUGAAAGUUGCUCAUCAGACUAUAACAAACCUGCAGGCCAGGUUAGAUCAGAAGGAAGAAGUCCUACAAAAGUACCAGCGAUUGUUGACCAGAGCUCAUCAGGACCAAGAAGAAAUUGCAAAGAAACAUGAAGAAGAUCUUAAAGCUUUGCAUCUUAAAUUGGAUUCAUAUGCAGAUGCAUCCUUAAAUAAGUUUAAAGAAGCUGCAGUGGAGCUGAUGAAGAAACCGGCCAUCCCUGUUGUGACAUCCAAGCAUCUAGUCCACCUGGCAGAACUGGAACACACAGUGGCUGAGCAGGAUCACUCGCUGUCGACACUUGUGGACAAAUUGAAAGCAGCAACCACUGAACUAGAGAAACAGAAAGAUAUUACAGAGCUGAAAAUGAGGGAAAGCGAGACUGUGAAAGCAAGAGUUGAAGAGAAGCAUGCUGCUGAGCUGAAGGAGCUCCACAAUGAAGCCAAUCAACUGAGGAGCAGCAAUUUGGAGAUGGCAAAGGAGGUGCAGUACUUGCAAACUGAGCUGGAAGCCCAGAAACAGGCUAAUACAAGAGCACCCACCACUACUAUGAAGAACUUGGUGGAAAGGCUAAAAGGUCAACUUGCCUUGAAAGAGAAACAGCAAAAGGCUCUAAGCAAAGCACUAUUGGACCUUCGAGCAGAGAUGACCUCUCAUGCAGAACAACAAAUUAUAUACCAGGCCUCACAAAAAGAGGGACAGCUUAAUGUUCAGCAGAUUGUUGACAAGCAUACUAAAGAACUGAGGGUUCGUGUAGAAGAACUAACUGAACAACUUGCAGCAACCAAAGAGAACGUGAAAUCGUGCAAAAAUAAGGAGGCAGCCACAGCGGCUGAAAUAGAUUCUUUAAAUGGAGAGCUUCACAAAAAGCAACGAGUUCUAAACAAGCUGCAAACAGAAAAAGCAGAGUUGGAGAAAGAGAAUGAGGAACUGAGGAAAAAGAUUAACCGGCUGUCCAGCAGCAUCCAGUCCAAGACAGAGGCUGACAAUAAACAGACCAUAAUAGACGAGCUACAGAGAAAAAUUAAAAGACUGGAGAGCGAGCUGGACAAGAAAGUGACUUCUGAGCACAACGAAAGAAAAGUUUUGAAAGAAGACAAGACCUCCAGAGAGGAAAUCGUGAGGUGGGAAGAAGGUAAAAAGUGGCAAGCUCGAUUAGAAGGAGCAAAAAACAAGCUGAAAGAAAAAGAGAAGGAGGUAGAAACUUUGACCAAACAAGUCACCACUGCAAAGGAACUGUAUGCAAAAGUUGACCAUGAAAAGACAUGUUUACAGAGGAAACUGAAAGCUCGUGGAAUUACAGUAGACCAGGUUGUAGGUGUUAGAACCAUGGAAAGUGACAGAGAGAUAGAAGAUUUAAGAAGAAAGAAUGUGGAACUUCAAGACCAGAUGGAAAACCUGAGGCAACAACAAGCUUUACCAAGGGAUUCAGUGGUGGAAGAUUUAACUCUGAAAAAUCGUUACUUGCAUGAAAAGGUCCAAGCUUUGGAAAGACAGCUGAAAAUGAGUACUCCGUCCAGGCCAUCAACCUCUGGAUAUGGAUCAGAUGCCUUAUCUCAAAAGGAACAACAGCUUCAGAAAGAGAACCUUAAUCUGUCUGCAGAUAACAUGGAGCUGCGCUUUCAGCUGGAGCAGGCCAAUAAGGAUUUACCACGAUUAAAGGAUCAAAUAGUUAAUUUACAGGAAAUGUAUCAACUUCUCAAGAAGGAGAAAGCAGAUUUGGAAAGAAAGCUUGGAAGUGUUCGAGGGUCUGGUCGCAGCGGCAAAACAGUGUCUGAGCUAGAGAAAACUAUCGGGUUGAUGAAGAAGGUGGUGGAGAGAGUGCAACGAGAGAACGAGGAGCUGAAGAAGGCACCAGGAGUGGUAUCCACUGAGAAAAGAACUUGUCUCGAAGUGGAAAAUGACAAGCUUAAGACAGAGCUUGAGAAACUGAAGUUGCAGAUUGGUGGCCAGCUGAGUCUGCGUUAUGAGAGCAAAACAAAAGGCAUGGAGAAAAUCUUAACUGAAAAUGAACGAUUACGAAAAGAGAUCAAAAAGGAAGGUGACAGUUCUGAAAAGCUGCGAAUCGCAAAGAACAACCUGGAGAUUAUAAACGAGAGACUAACCAUACAGUUGGAAGAGACAAAUAAACGACUGAGCUUUGCAGAGAGUAAGACUCCACAGCUUGAGGGUGCUAACAGCAAAAGCUGGAAGUCCAUUGUCGUAACAAGAAUGUAUGAAACUAAAAUGAAGGAGAUCGAGACAGACCUUGCAAAAAAGAAUCAAAGCAUCACUGACCUUAAGCAGCUGCUGAAAGAAUCAACUGAUAAUGAGGAAAAAUUGGUAAAACACAUUAGAGACAUGGAGGAACAGAUUGAGGUGCUUAAACACUUCCCUGAAGAAGCCACAACAGAACCGGGCCUCACCAGACAAUUUCAGAUACUGAGACUGACAAACGACCGUCUGGAGAAAGAAAAGGCUGAACUAAUCCAUCAGCUGGAGAUUCACAGAAAGCAGCCAUGUGCCAUGGCAGAAGGCAGCGUCAGAUCUGUUUGCGAUGCCGUAUUAGACACCGGACAUAAAGAUGACAAACUGUUGGGAGAGCAACAAACACCACAUGACUUGGAGAAGCAACAACUGCAGGAAGAGAUAAAGAGGUUGAAAAGGGAACUGGAAAACUUUGAUCCCUGCUUCUUCGAGGAGCUUGAGGACUUAAAAUUUAACUACAACCAAGAGGUUAAACGGAACAUUCUUCUGGAAGAGCAGUUGAAGAAAUUAUCUGAGCAGUUUGGAGUGGAGAUCCCAGGAAAUGUUUCCAUUGACUAAGAAGCCCAAUGUUCAAACGUUUGUGGUAAACCCUCCAGCUGCUGAAUUUGAUAAUCACUGAGGGGAGCGAGGUCUCCUUUAACACUCUUACUGGAAUAGAGGUGGUAAAAUGUGGUGUGCCUGUGGCAGGUUCUGACAUAAGAACAACAAUCUGAAUCCCUUCUGAUCUGUUGGGAUCACUUCUUGAAAGCUACAGUUGUCCUCCAGUAUCCAAGCCUUUGGGAGGAAGAGUUUUAGAUUAUUUCUGCCUCACAUGUUGUGCUUAUGAAAAAAGGAAAUGAACAUUGGAUAGUGAUUCACUUUGCUUCAGGAGCUAAUAGUCUAAGUCAGUGUCCGGUACAGGAAUGCAGUGGAGUUAUGAUCAACUGUUAUAACGUUUUUUUCUAAAUCCAGUUUUCUUUCACCCCAGUUUGUGUUUUAUCAGUUACAAUCCAUGGAGCAUCUUUUACUGAGAAGGAAAAGCUUGGGUUCAUUUACUGCUAUGGUCUUGAUGGAAAGAAGCAGAGAUCAACAUUUCAGUGAAGGAGCAUAGCACUUCUGGGAACCAUUACUGGGAUCAGCUUUUGACAUGUAUGGUUCUGGCAGAGGGAAGCUGUACACAUAGGUACUUCCUCCACAAAAGACCCAUAAAUGCCAUUGACAAAGUAAUUCCCUGUUCAGUGCCAACUCCUAGAUGUUCCUACUAGUACUGCUCCAACACAUUUGGUCAUACAAAUCUCAGCAGCAGGAUCAGUAUACUCCUCACUUAAAGUCUAACAUUGUUAUAUUUGCCACCCUUUGAGUUGUGGGUGAAGACUGGAAUUAGGAAAUUACAUUACUUAAAGUACACACUGAUCAUUGUGCUACGAUCCAUAAAUGGAAAUGAGAUUUAACAAGCCUAGACAUUAUACUCCCUUAAAUUCUGUCAUGUCCCUUACACCCAUCAGCUGGGAAAGGUUAAGUAAAGCAAGAUACAAGUGGGAAACUACAGAUGCUAGAAAUCUAGAGUGACACACACAAAAUGCUGGAAGAACUCAGCAGGUCAGACAGGAUAUGUCGAGGGGAGUAAACAAUGUUUAUUUAACUACAGAUAGUGCCUGACGUGAGUUCCUCCAGCAUCUCAUGUGUGUUGCUCUAGGUAAAAUAAGUGUUUCUUACUAUUGGGAGAAGUACAGUCCAAUUAGUUAGCACUAUCUUUUGUUUCAAUUGUCAGCAACUUGAUUGUAUGAUAGGUCAACUGUGCAAGUAAUGCCAGGAGAAUCUGCUGUCAAACAUGCCUAUACAUGCCCAGACUAAAAUGACUGAAGACUAAAAAUGCACUUAGAUUAGUGACACUAUUUCCGUAGUCAAGGGUUUUUGAAAACAUGGCAAUAAAUUAAACUAUUUUUGUAGAUUAACCUGUAUAAGUUUGUUACUAUGAAUUAAAUGCAAGUUUAUAGUCUAAA